CGGUGGUCACCAGUCAACAGUAUGGUUAGUUUCAACUCGAGAGUGUCACCCCCGUGGUAGAUAUCUAAGGGUGAAGUCCCAUGGCAGCGUUUUGCGUUGCGUUUUGUAACUAGGCCAUGAGUGCAAAUAUAGCAAACAUAUAUCUCCAUCUUUCUCACACUCAUUGCCUAGUUACAAAACGCAACGCAAAACGCUGCCAUGGGACUCCACCCUAAGGCCGCAGUCCCAUGGAAAUUCCAAACAUAAAAAUUAGAAUAAUUUCAAAUUUUUGAGAAAAGGAAUUAGUGUAAACUAAUAUUCUUCAUUAUGCAGAAUGUAUCAAAUGAUUAUUCUCGACUUUUGAAUUUCAUUCAAUAUAUAAUUUAGUUUAUUGAGGAUUCGCGUAUCUAGUCAUUUUUAAAUUGUGUAUUCGGCAUAAUGAGCAUUCUGGACUUAUGUUUUUGGUACAGACGGUCGCACCCCAUGCAUGCGUCUCACAGUCUCACUUGCUCACCUAACUUAACGUUACCUCACAAGUAACACUUCUUUACUAUCAUAAUAUACAAAUUACAAUGUCAGUUUUACAAAUAUUUUAAUGAAAAUCCGUCAUACAAGCUCGAUAUUAUGUGAAUUUCAAAUGAGUGCGUUAAAAAUAAUAAUUUUGACCUUAAUAAAGUAAUAAAAGUAAAUCUGUGUUUAAAAGUUGUAAAGUCUUGAAUGUCCUGAAUAUACACUCAGGGACCGUUACGGAAAGUUUGAAAGUGUACCAGCCGACAUUUUGUCCUAAUAAGUUGAAGCCAUUUUACCUCUAAUUUUCCUUAUGUGAUUGAAAAAGGAGAAUAUAGGAUAAAUUUUAUUUGUAUAAUCUAAACACGUUAAUAUCAUGAAUGAGCGGCGAGGCUAUAAACGUUAUUUAGAUUCAGGAUUAACUGAAUCUGUUCCUUCUUCAUCUUGGUACAGAAGACGCAAAAAAUUCUUAGAAGAGAUGAAUGAAGAUAAUUUGGAAGAAUUUCCUGAUCAGGAAAGUGAUACUAACGAUGCGUCUCAAUCUUCAUCAGAUGAAAAUCAAAUGGAGGUAGAGCUUGAUGAAAAUAUAGAGCCUUUAAUGGGAAAUGAAAGCUCUAAUGAUAAUCUUUCACAAGUAAUACAUGAUGAACUAGUAAAUACUCAGCUUGACUCACUUCAGAAAGAAGAAAACAGUAUUGGAUAUAUUCAUCAAAUUGUAGAAAAUCUAGCAGAGGAUAUUGACGACAUUGAGGACAAAAAUGACUCAAAAUUUGUAGAGGACGAUAUAGAAGCUGAAUGCUUUAUGGAUAUUUUGAAUGAUGCUGACUUAAUAAAUGAAGAUGAUGACGUAUCUACAGAAAAACCGUUUAAGUCUUUUAAAGACAUGUUAAAUAUGAAAGAUUUCGAAAAUCCUAUUACUGUCCCAGUUGAUAAAAGUGUUGGAGAAAUAAUAUUUAUGAUUGUAAAGUACGCUUUAGUGCAUGCAUUAUCAUUAACACAAAUCACUGAUCUGUUUAUGCUCAUUAAUUGUAUGUUUGCUUUUCAUAUUCUGCCGAACACUCGAUAUUUGAUAGACAAGUUGUUUCACCCAAAAGAUUGUAUGCAACUUCAUGCGACAUGUACCAAGUGUGGCGCGUACGUUGGGAAAUUCGAACGUAAAGACAAGUUUAUAAAGUGUGGCGUGUGCAAGACAAAAAUUCAGGUAGGCGAUUAUAAACAUAAAGACUUUUUCGUCACGAUAGAUCCGAGUGCACCUAUUUCAAAAUUACUGGAAUCAAACAGUACUUACCACAAUUAUGUCAUGAAUGAAAGGCCGUACGAAAAAGGUCACAUUCGUGAUAUUUAUGACGGGAAGCGUUAUCGAAAUUUUGUUAAAAAAUUGAAUGAAUGUGAUAAACAUGCUUAUGCAAGUGUUAUUUUUAAUACUGACGGUGCACCACUUUUUACCAGUUCGUCUUACUCGAUUUGGCCCAUAUAUCUAAUGGUAAAUGAAUUACCAUAUAAUGUACGAACAAAAGAGCUAAUAGUCGUAGGCCUUUGGUUUGGUAAAGACAAACCGAACAUGCAAGUCUUUCUUGACCCAUUUGUAGAAACUAUGAACAAGCUGUCAACGGAAGGAGUAUCAUGUAAAAUAAAUGGUAAUAAUCGUAAUAUUAAAAUCUUUCCAUUAGUGUGUUGCGUAGAUACAGUUGCUCGCGCUCCAAUGUUAGGAUUUGUACAAUUUAAUGGGAAAUAUGGCUGUCAUCUAUGCCUACAUCCAGGCGAAUCGGUAAAAUGUAAUCCUAAUAAUCCACGUUCCGGAAACAUGAAAUAUCCUUUGCUAAAAAAAGUUCCGAAGAAUAGAACCGUUAAAGAAACGGAAAAGCAUAUGAAAAGUGCAGUUGAAAAAAAAACUCCUAUUUUCGGUGUUAAGGCAUAUUCUCAUCUUAUAAAUCUACUUGGUUUCAAUUUCAUUUACGGUGUAGUUGUGGAUAGUAUGCACUGCUGUUCAGGAAUUGCAAAACAAUUUGCAACUACGUGGUUUGGCAACGCAAAAAAGUCUGGAAUAUUCAGCAAAUCAAAAAUCGAAGAUAUUGAUAAAACACUAAAUAAUUUCAAAGUUCCACAUCAAAUUAUUCGAUUAACACGUCCAUUUUCUGAAAAAGCAUUUUGGAAAUCAAGAGAGUGGGAGAAUUGGAUUCUAUUUUAUAGUCCCAUAAUAUUAAAAGAUGUCUUACCAGAAGAAUUAUUUUGCCAUUGGAUAUUGUUUGUGGAAGCCCUUUACUUGCUACUAAAAGAAGACAUUCGAAUUCAAGAUAUAGAUUUUGCGGAUCAACUCUUGCAUGAGUUUGUUGCUCAGACGGAAAUAAUUUAUUCUAAAGUUUCGAUGACAUUCAACAUUCACUUAUUGUUACAUUUAGCAAGAAGCGUAUUCGAAUGGGGCCCUCUCUGGUCUCAUAAUGCGUACGCAUUCGAAUCAGCGAACGGUCAAUUACUAAAAGUCAUUCACGCGGCAAAAGGUGUACAUAAUCAGGUAUGUCGACGCAUUAGUCUCCGAUACUGUAUGAUUAGUUUGCGUGAUCGUAUUUACCCCCAUUGUUCAUACACGGUUAAACAUUUUUAUAAUAAUAUCGGUACAACCAUGGUUCAAAAAACAAUGCAGACUUCUACAGCUAGAUACUUUGGUAGUGGAUCCUCGGUCGAUCAAACUUGGAAAGUAAAAUUAUCAUUGUCUGAAUCUGCUCUUUCAUUUUAUAAAAUUGUGAAAAAUGGAUGUUUAUUUAUGUCAUCAAAAAAGAUUAAUAAAAGGUCAGAUAAUACGUUUGCUCAAUUGCGUGAUUUUUCAUAUGUUAAAAUCCACUUUUUUGUAAUGGAUUCACAUACUAAAUUUGAAUUUGCAAUAGUGAAAAAAAUUCAUACAGUCCGUUCUUUCGAAAAAUGUUAUAACACAUUACAAACAAUUGUAAACAUUGACACAGAAGAAUCUGCGAUUUCUAUUACUGAACUUUCGACAAUAUGCGUUCACAUGUCAAAGGAUGGGAAAGAAUACUUGUGCGCUGUACCGAAUUCGUAUGUGUAUUAAUUUAAAAGGACACCUUAGAAAACCUAAGACAGGAUAUUUUUUACAGUUACACUCUCUAUGUUUAAUAUGACUAAGCAAAUUUUUGAAUAUUAAAUUGUAUUUUGAUAAACCAAAAA
Molecule: messenger RNA, 3663 nt
Organism: Leptopilina heterotoma
Lineage: Eukaryota; Metazoa; Arthropoda; Insecta; Hymenoptera; Figitidae
Exons: 5
Coding region: 863-3547 (894 amino acids)
Source: RefSeq, a predicted model, not a curated record